AUGUGGAAGAAGGCUCGAGUUAACAAAAAAGGGGAGUAUGAGAACGACGACGUUCAACAAGUUGUCCAUAAAAUUGAUGAGAUUUCAAUGAAUACGUCUUCAUCGUCUCAAAAAGGACACUCUUCUAACGAUGUGUUAACCCAAGCAUUGGGUACAAAAGAGCAUCACGGUCGUGUUCGUGGGGUCGGUGGGUAUGUUACUCCUACCAAUUACUUUCAUUCUGUAAAAAAGACAUCUAAACGUGAGGAUGAGAUUAUACUUGAGAAUAAAGAACUUCGAAGGCGUGUAAGCGAAUUAGAAGCACAUAUCCACUCAAACUUGUCUAGACCAUUAUCUGGACAUGGUAGCUGUUCGAAGCCAAAUAUCUUAGAAGAGAGUGACUCGAUGAAAAUAAUCAAAGGGAAGAGUAAGUUGAUGGAUAAAAUCGAAGGGAAAGAGGUGGAGGAGAUCAAUGUAAAUGACGACAAAGUAGAGUUGGACAUCUUUAAGGUAUGUGAUCGAUCCUCUAAUAAACUCAAAUUCUUAAUAUUCAUAUCGUAUUGAAAGUGAAUGUUUUUCUUGAAUUAGGAGAGAG
Molecule: messenger RNA, 574 nt
Organism: Cucumis sativus (cucumber)
Lineage: Eukaryota; Viridiplantae; Streptophyta; Magnoliopsida; Cucurbitales; Cucurbitaceae
Exons: 2
Coding region: 1-543 (180 amino acids)
Source: RefSeq, a predicted model, not a curated record